Syngnathus typhle (broad-nosed pipefish) is the source of this 1705-nucleotide messenger RNA. It is a transcript of the gene chrnb2, whose product is annotated as cholinergic receptor, nicotinic, beta 2. Gene Ontology annotation, cellular component: postsynaptic membrane; synapse; neuron projection. The transcript has 6 exons. The coding region runs from base 67 to 1701 and encodes 544 amino acids. Lineage: Eukaryota; Metazoa; Chordata; Actinopteri; Syngnathiformes; Syngnathidae. Gene Ontology annotation, molecular function: acetylcholine-gated monoatomic cation-selective channel activity; transmembrane signaling receptor activity. The record is from RefSeq and is a predicted model, not a curated record. Gene Ontology annotation, biological process: monoatomic ion transmembrane transport; regulation of membrane potential; signal transduction.
AGGAAGAAGAAGAAGAGGAUUCUCCGCGGUCCUCGUUGAACACCUUUCGGGCUCGGAAGGGUGACGAUGAGGAGGAUGAGGAUGAUGGAGGAAGGCUGGCUGCUGAUGUUGCUCCUGGCGCUGCUCGCCAUUGCGGGAGGCAGCCUCGGGGCUGAUACGGAAGAGCGAUUGGUGGAACAUCUUUUAAACCCCGCCCACUACAACAAACUGAUCCGUCCUGCCACCAACGGAUCGGAGCUGGUGACUGUGCAGCUCAUGGUGUCGCUGGCCCAACUCAUCAGUGUGCAUGAACGAGAGCAGGUGAUGACCACAAACGUCUGGCUGACACAGGAGUGGCAGGACUAUCGGCUGACUUGGGUCCCCGAGGAGUUUGACGGCAUGAUGAAGGUCAGGCUGCCCUCCAAACACAUCUGGCUGCCUGACGUGGUGCUCUACAACAACGCCGACGGUGUGUACGAGGUGUCGUUCUACUCCAACGCGGUGGUUUCUUACGACGGCAGCAUCUUCUGGCUACCGCCGGCCAUCUACAAGUCGGCCUGCAAGAUCGAGGUCAAGCAUUUCCCCUUCGACCAGCAGAACUGCACGCUGCGUUUCCGCUCGUGGACCUACGACCGCACCGAGAUCGAUUUGGUGCUGCGCGCCGACGUGGCCAGCAUGGACGACUUCACGCCCAGCGGCGAGUGGGACAUCAUCGCCCUGCCGGGUCGGCGGAACGAGAACCCCGCCGACCCGGCCUACGUGGACAUCACGUACGACUUCAUCAUCCGUCGCAAGCCCCUUUUUUACACCAUCAACCUCAUCAUCCCGUGCGUGCUCAUCACCUCGCUGGCCAUCCUGGUCUUCUACCUGCCGUCCGACUGCGGCGAGAAGAUGACGCUGUGCAUCUCCGUGCUCCUGGCGCUCACCGUCUUCCUGCUGCUGAUCUCCAAGAUCGUGCCGCCCACGUCCCUGGACGUUCCCCUGGUGGGCAAGUACCUGAUGUUCACCAUGGUCCUGGUCACCUUCUCCAUCGUCACCAGCGUGUGCGUGCUCAACGUGCACCACCGCUCGCCCACCACGCACACCAUGCCCCCGUGGGUCAAGGUGGUCUUCCUCAACAAGCUCCCCGCCUUGCUCUUCAUGCGCCAGCCCAGGAAUAGCUGCGAGAGGCAACGGCUGCGCCAAAGACGGAGAGCCCAGGAGCAAAAGGAGGGCGGGCGCAGCGGCGAGGCGGGGGCCCUGAUGGUGGGGCUGGGCUUGGGCGGCGCGGGGACUUCCACGGCGGGCGUGUUCGCCAAGGAGGACGGCGACCCGUGCACCUGCUAUGUGAACAGAGCGUCCGUCAAACAGUUUGGAGGAGAUCUGGCGAGCACGGGAGGCGGUUCCAUGGACGGUCUGAACAGGGUGAGAGAGACCCGGGAGGGGAGCUCCGGCAACCGCGGGAAGCAAGCCACGGGAGGUCAGGCUCUGACUCAAGCCAUCCUGGCUCAAGCCUGUCCGGGUUUUGACGAGGCUGUGGAAGGAGUGCGCUUCAUCGCCAACCACAUGAAGAGCGAGGAUGACGACCAGAGUGUGAGCGAGGACUGGAAGUAUGUCGCCAUGGUGAUCGACCGCCUCUUCCUGUGGAUCUUCAUUUUCGUGUGCGUGUUCGGCACCAUGGGUAUGUUCAUGCAGCCCCUCUUCCAGAACUACACAGCCAAGACCAUCCACAUGCCGGGCUGAUCGU